Molecule: messenger RNA, 586 nt
Organism: Notolabrus celidotus (New Zealand spotty)
Lineage: Eukaryota; Metazoa; Chordata; Actinopteri; Labriformes; Labridae
Product: essential MCU regulator, mitochondrial-like
Exons: 3
Coding region: 58-330 (90 amino acids)
Biological process (GO): mitochondrial calcium ion homeostasis; calcium import into the mitochondrion
Cellular component (GO): mitochondrial inner membrane; uniplex complex
Source: RefSeq, a predicted model, not a curated record
CCUCAUAGAGAAAGCAUUGCAGCUUUCCGCGCCGCUGCCGCAUCACACGCUGUCAACAUGGCGUCGGCCCUCGGUCGCUUGGCCCGGCUGGCAGCCCUCCGGACCCCCCACAGAGGACCGGGGAGGACGGGGACUCCAGGCCGGACUGUCGUGACCACCUCAUCUGGGGGGAUUCUGCCCAAACCAAAGAAGGUCUCCUUCGGCCUGAUCCGGAUCGGCCUGGUAGUCGUGCCUUUCCUGUAUGUGGGGACUCAGAUCAGCAAGAGCUUCGCGGCGCUGCUGGAGGAGCACGACAUCUUCGUCCCUGAGGAUGAUGAUGAUGAUGACUGAGGGGCUGCAGAGUAGACCUCCUGCAUGUCAGGUCUUCGUUCUCGGUCACUCGCCCCGGGACGAGUGUGUGUGAGCCUGCGAGCACACAAAUGCCUUCCUGCUGUCCCCUCUGCUGUGUUCACCUCGCCUUCUGUCCACACUGGGUUCAGGGUUUCAUGCUGUUACCUCUCUGACAGGGCUGAACACAUCGUACUGUAUGUGCAUGCACUAUUUGAGUCCUAUAAAUAAAAGGGAGUAAUAAACGAGUUAUAACAUG